UCGAGAUAAUGAUGUAAAAAGGACCGAAGCGUCUUGUGCGUAACCAGGGUUAUCGUGGAGAUCCGGUGAAGGUGAAUCAGACACAGAAAGGGAGAGAGUCAGGAGAGAGUGGCUCUUAUUACGUGAGGCUCCUCCUCGUCUCUACACCUCAGCUGACAAGUGGAGCGAGCCUGCAACUUCACCACUGACACACAACUAAACUCGUGAAGGACAAACAGAGGAAGAAACUCUGAGACGUGCGUCAAGAGUUUCCCGAAGAGACCAUAGCCUGCAACGACGCGGAAUCCACGAGGCUAUGGACAGGAGGAUGAACUUGAACGUAAGCGGAGGGGACAUUUUUCACAAAACUCUGAGCGCCGUGUCCACUAAAAAAAUGGACCCUUUCAGAUCGUCGGCCGGCAUCGAACUACCAGCCAGAGACCGCCAGUCACCAAUCAGCUGCUUUGACCAGGCCGAGCCAGACCCGAUUCAACCGGGAGGACUGGCAGGAGGCAGAGGGGGGACGCUGGGUCUGCCGACGGGAUCUUUGUGCGUAAAGUACGGAGAGAGCGCCAACAGGACCUCGGCAGCGGAGAGCAGCGGAGGUGAGCAGAGUCCCGACGAUGACAGCGACGGCAGGUGUGACAUGGUCCUCCUCAGCGAUGGGCGGACGGUGAGCGCAGGGAAAGCUGAAGGAGGUAAGAAAACCAAAGAGCAGAAAAUACUGAGGCUAAACAUCAAUGCCAGAGAAAGACGACGGAUGCACGAUCUGAACGACGCGCUGGAUGAGCUCAGAGCGGUCAUCCCCUACGCGCACAGCCCGUCAGUGCGGAAACUCUCCAAAAUUGCCACUUUGCUGCUCGCCAAAAACUACAUCCUCAUGCAGUCACAGGCGCUGGAAGAGAUGAGGAGGCUAGUGAUGUAUCUCAACCAGGGCCAAGCCAUUUCUGCCGCUUCCAUACCGGCCACCACUGCCCUCGCAGCUCCCGGCUUGGGCGCGUAUGACCAACCGGGUGGAUACCCCUUCCCCACCGGAGUGGCCGGGUCCUCCUGCCCCGAUAAAUGUGCCCUGUUCAACAAUGCCACUUCCAGCCUCUGCAAACAGUGCACUGACAAGCCUUAACGCGCCUGACAAAGACUCCGAGAAGCACACGAGAAAGAAGAACCCACUUUUAAGGACACUUUUGGAGAGGAAAACCAGUGAAGUCAGUAGGCUAGAGACAAAAAAGGAAAAAAAAAGAAAAAGUAAUGGCGACGAAUACUUUUAUGAUAUUUACUAAAUGCAUUAAAACGCGCUUUUUUUUUGUUCAAACAUUACUUGAUUGUGAAUAUAAAUCAUCCUUAAAGUGCUGGUAUGAAUGACAGUGAAGACCAAACAGACGUACAGUAGGGCCUGUGAGAAUGGCUGCAAGUGUUGAUUUGAGUGAGUUGUUGAUCACUUGCUCUGUGAUGGACACUUUUGGAAAUUUGGGUGACCUGACAACUUGCGAUUCUUUCCACUUGAGUAGAUGGACAUCUUGUCGAAGCGGUAGUCCACACUCACUCUCUGCUGCUUUCUCAUUUAUUCACGGUUUUCUUUUCAUUCAAGUCUGAGACUUUUCCUCUUUUUUUUUUGGUUUAAGGCCUGCUUUCACGAAGUUUUUCUGCUGAGCAAGUGGAAUGCUAUGAGCAAGGAAAGUCAAACGAAACAGCGAGUUAAGAGGUUGAAUCAGUCAGAUGUUUAUGUGCUAAUUUUAGACACUUGUUAAUCGUUGCGCACGCCUAUUGCAAUUCUUUUUGGGGGGUGAGGGGGCACUGUCAUAUAAUAAACAUCCAGAUUUCUUUUUGUUAAAAUCCUGAAUUGAAGCUUAUCACGUGUUUCGAUGUGCUUUUGUAAUUUAUUCAUUUGAAUAUCUAUGAUGGAUAUUUUUUGCUUGCAUUGCACAUUGUCGUCUCUCUUUUUCUUGUAUUUUUGUUUUCUUUUGAAACAUGACGAUUGAGGUCUUCAGAUUAUUCGCGUUGUCAGGUCGGGCUGUGGAUUAUUGUAGAUACCUUAGUUAUUAUAAGAGCAGAGGAGGGCCGUUUGUAUGUAUUUCAGUGUUGAAAAGCUUUAUUAAAAUAUUUUGAACAACAGAAAAA
Molecule: messenger RNA, 2097 nt
Organism: Haplochromis burtoni (Burton's mouthbrooder)
Lineage: Eukaryota; Metazoa; Chordata; Actinopteri; Cichliformes; Cichlidae
Gene: bhlhe22
Product: basic helix-loop-helix family, member e22
Exons: 1
Coding region: 296-1102 (268 amino acids)
Molecular function (GO): protein dimerization activity
Source: RefSeq, a predicted model, not a curated record